This is a messenger RNA of Diabrotica balteata, 270 nucleotides long. Lineage: Eukaryota; Metazoa; Arthropoda; Insecta; Coleoptera; Chrysomelidae. The record is from the annotation of a GenBank genome assembly.
AUGUGUUGGAAUUUGAAAAUUGAGCUGAUCGAAAACACCGCUGCUGUUUUUGGGGCAGCAAAUGAUAAAACAUACUCAAAUGGUGAGGGUUACAUCAAGAGACAAGCUUUGUACUCUUCUCUCACAUGUAUUCCUGAAGCUAAAGAAGAUCCAGAGAGAGUAGCUGGAGUAUGCUUGGCUUGCAGUUAUCACUGUCCUAAUAGCCAUGAACUAGUUAAACUUUAUACUAAGGGAAAUUUCCGAUGUGAUUAUGGUAAUAGUAAAAUUUGA